ACCGGAAGAAGAGCUCGGUCGUUGGGGAGGGUCUUCCGGUUUCCUUCAGUGGGUGAAAGGUGGACGACAACUCAAGUGCCUUUUUUACCCCCUUUUCCAUUUGUUUUGUUUUAUUGUUGCCGCGGUUGUUUUCUUCGGAGUGGUCAUGCUUCCAAACAGCGGGAAGUUGGCAGGCCUCACCCUGUUCAUCACGGGCGCCAGCCGCGGCAUCGGCAAGUCCAUCGCCCUGAAAGCCGCCAGAGACGGCGCCAACGUGGUCAUCGCCGCCAAGACAGCGCAAGCUCACCCGAAGCUCCCUGGCACUAUCUACACCGCCGCGCAGGAGGUGGAGGAUGCGGGCGGGAAAGCUCUGCCGUGCGUGGUGGACAUCCGAGACGAGAAACAAGUUGAAGACGCCGUUCAGAAAGCCGUCGCCAAGUUUGGAGGCAUCGACAUCUUGGUGAACAACGCCAGCGCCAUCAACCUGACGGGAACUUUGGAAACGUCCAUGAAGAAGGUGGACCUCAUGCUGGGAAUCAACCUGAGAGGAACAUACAUGACGUCCAAGAUGGUCAUUCCUCACCUGCUCAAGAGUUCGUCCGCCCACAUCCUCAACUUGUCGCCGCCUCUCAACCUCAAUCCCAUCUGGUUCAAGAACCACACAGCGUACACCAUGGCCAAGUACGGCAUGUCCAUGUGCGUCCUGGGGAUGGCGGAAGAGUUCAGAGGUCAGAUCGCCGUCAACGCCCUUUGGCCAAGAACCGCGAUCCAGACGGCAGCCAUGGAUAUGUUGGGUGGCGCGGGCGUGGCCAAGCAGUGUCGUACGGUGGACAUUAUGGCGGACGCCGCCUACGCCAUCUUGACGCGGCCCAAAACCUUCACGGGCCACUUUGUGGUGGACGAGGACAUUCUGAGGGAGGAAGGGGUGCAAGACAUGGAUCAGUACGCUGUCCAGCCAGGUCACCCGCUUCUGCCCGACUUCUUCCUGGACGAAGCCCCCGAGGUGCUGGCCCAGCAGAUGGAACAACACGGGGCGACGCCCGCCUUCAAGCCGCCAUCCUCGUCGGCCACGCCUUCUCCCGGCGGCCCCAUCGAAAGCACGUUUGAAGUGAUCAGAGGCGUCCUCAAUGAAGAUCUGGUCAACUCCACGAAGGCGCUCUACCAGUUUGACCUUUCGGGAGAACACGCGGGUGUUUGGUUCCUGGACUUGAAGAGCGGCGCGGGCAGUACAGGGCGGGGCCAGCCGCACGCCAAGCCCGACGUCGUCAUGACCAUGGACUCGGCCGACUUCAGCAAAAUGUUUACAGGGAAGCUGAAGCCGACCCUGGCCUUCAUGUCUGGGAAACUUCGCAUCAAAGGCGACAUGGGGCUCGCCCUGAAGCUGGAGAAGAUGAUGGGCCGCAUGUCGAAGCUGUGAUGUCAUCAGGUAAAGAUGAUGUCAUCAUAUGAAUAAAAGUCAACACAAGAAGUAA
Messenger RNA from Hippocampus comes (tiger tail seahorse), 1451 nucleotides. It is a transcript of the gene hsdl2, whose product is annotated as hydroxysteroid dehydrogenase like 2. NCBI's taxonomy places the organism in Eukaryota, Metazoa, Chordata, Actinopteri, Syngnathiformes, Syngnathidae. The transcript has 11 exons. Bases 146 to 1396 code for a protein of 416 amino acids. Gene Ontology annotation, cellular component: mitochondrion. The record is from RefSeq and is a predicted model, not a curated record.